Molecule: messenger RNA, 775 nt
Organism: Colius striatus (speckled mousebird)
Lineage: Eukaryota; Metazoa; Chordata; Aves; Coliiformes; Coliidae
Gene: RPL13
Product: ribosomal protein L13
Exons: 6
Coding region: 99-734 (211 amino acids)
Biological process (GO): translation
Cellular component (GO): ribosome; cytosolic large ribosomal subunit
Molecular function (GO): RNA binding; structural constituent of ribosome
Source: RefSeq, a predicted model, not a curated record
GCUUGCCCAUUGGUCGCCGCGCCCAAACUUCCGGCGUGCGCGGCGGCGCCGCUUCCUUUUCCGGUCGGCCAUUUUCCUGGCGACAGGCCCCUGCAGCCAUGGCGCCCAGCCGCAAUGGCAUGAUCUUGAAGCCGCACUUCCACAAGGACUGGCAGCGACGGGUCGCCACAUGGUUCAACCAGCCCGCCCGCAAGAACCGCAGGAGGAAGGCCCGCCAGGCCAAGGCUCGCCGCAUCGCCCCCCGGCCCGUGGCUGGGCCCAUCCGCCCCAUAGUGAGGUGCCCGACUAUCAGAUACCACAAAAAAGUUCGUGCUGGCAGAGGUUUCAGCCUGGAGGAGCUUAAACUCGCUGGCAUCAACAAGAGGUUUGCCCGGACCAUUGGCAUCGCUGUGGAUCCCCGGAGGCGCAACAAGUCCACAGAGUCCCUGCAGGCCAACGUGCAGAGGCUGAAGGAGUACCGCUCCAAACUCAUCCUCUUCCCCAGGAAGCCAGCCAUGCCCAAGAAGGGAGACAGCUCUGCUGAGGAACUCAAGAUGGCAACGCAGCUGACGGGCCCAGUGAUGCCGAUCAAGAAUGUCUUCAAACGCGAGAAGGCUCGUGUCAUCUCGGAGGACGAGAAGAACUUCAAAGCCUUCGCCAGCCUGCGCAUGGCCAGGGCCAACGCGCGGCUCUUCGGCAUCCGCGCCAAGCGCGCCAAGGAGGCGGCCGAGCAGGACGUGGAGAAGAAGAAAUGAGCUGCUCUGCCUAGAGCUGCCAAUAAAGUGGAGGGAGAGGA